AUGUUUGCAUCGCUCUUCUUGAGUUUAGGUCGGUUUGGGAACAACUGCAGAUCUUGGUUGCUGGGGCCACACGUCGGAGUGAAGCAAGACCUAAGCUCUUUGCAGGCCUCGGACUUCUUGGCAGCCCUGCGCUCACUCGUGGAGCAGGCGGAUGUUGCUAGUCGCAUGCCCAUUGAAGAGCGACAUAGGCGCCUUGCUGGUCGUGACUCGCCUAGCGCAUCUGUUUUGUUGGAAGAACUUCAAUCCAUUGCGGUGCAUUCCUACAAGCAUUUGGCGAGAUGGUCUGUGAGCGAAAGCGGAGAGGAGCGGAGCCGCAUACACGGGGCUGUCGCGCUUGCAUUUCAGCAUGAGGCCUUGAUUGUGCUCACAGACAAGGACUGGGCGAAGCCAAAAAGGCUAAAGACCCAUGAGGCAUUUUGGGAUGUUUCUCCAGAUCUUGCCUCUUCGAAAGCUGCAAAGCUGGCUUUGAAGGGUCGCCUGCCUUCUGACGAUUUGGACCUGCUGAAAGCCUUCUUCGUGGACGCCGUUGGAAUCCCGGAGCGUUUGACGCAGCAAGAUCUGGAAGCACGUCUGCGAGUACCUUUAAGCCAGGAGCCACAGCAGCAAAGCAGCUGGCAAGAAGGAUUUGGACUACAAGACUUUGAGGAUUUUGCCACAGUGCGACGAGGCCCUGGCAUUCUGCGUCCUGGUGAAGGAGAGGAAGAUUUUUUCCGACCCGCGGAUAACUUAACUGGAGGCGCUGGAGGUGCAGGCACUACAGGGGAUGCCGGAGCUUCAUUUGGGUCUGAAAGGUACAGCCAGGACCCACAAGGUACAGAUGCAGGAGGUUCAAGAGGAUCAGGAGACUCAAUGGGUCCAAGCUCAACGGAGUCCCCGUCGAGGCCAGACGUUCAGCGGGAAGAAGGGGAAGAGCGGGAAGGGCAAGAAGCUCCUUCAUCAAGCAGCGCAAUGCCUUCCAGAAUAGACUCCAUUCCGGAGCAACCUGAGACUGUCCAAGAAGAGCAAGAGGAGCUUGAGGAGGAAGACACUUUUGAUUGGGAUGGAGAAGAUGCCAACGAUCCCUACAAGGUCCUCCGAGUAGAUAAAGAUGCAAAUGACGAGACCAUCAAGCGAUCCUACAAAAAGCUCGCCCUCAAGUAUCAUCCGGACAAGAACCGAGGCAGCGAAAUUGCCCAGAAGCGCUUCCAGGCGAUUGCUGCUGCCUAUGAAACUCUCAGGGACCCGGAGAAGAGGCGAGCCUACGACAAAGCUGCGGCAAAGAAAGAGUCUGCAAGUCGGGAGGAAGAGGACAGACCACCACAGCCAAAGUGGGAGCCAAAAGUUUCUGUUGAGCAAGCUCGGGAGAUGUUUCGAAGCUUUUUUGGAGACCGACCAACAGCUGAGCCUGAGGCUUCCAAGCCAACAGCUCGGCGGAAAGCUGCGGAUUCACCUGACGUCUCAACACCGGACCGGUCAGGAAAGACACAGAUUCGAAAGCUUUCCAAAGAAGAGUACAACAAUCUCUUGAGUGAGUUGAAGGAAGCUGAAGAAACGGCCAAAAUGUGGCAUGAGGAGGUAGAAGCUGCUCGAGAGCAGCUACAAGAGGCCGAGGCAACUCGGGACCGUUACCUGCGAAUCCUGCAGGAGUGCUAUGAUCGCAGCCGGACUCAGCUUGCACAUUCUCAGAGCAUCGGUCUGUCAGGGCUGGAGGGUGCUUUUGUAGCAGCUGGGUGGCUUGGUAUCCAGUUCCCCGAGCUGCGGAGGGUUGCGCAAAAGAAGCAGCAGAAACUCGAUCGAGCGGCCACAAAGAUCCAGAGGCCCGUGCACGACACGAGCUCCUUGAGCUGUUGA
Durusdinium trenchii is the source of this 1830-nucleotide messenger RNA. Lineage: Eukaryota; Dinophyceae; Suessiales; Symbiodiniaceae. The record is from the annotation of a GenBank genome assembly.